Molecule: messenger RNA, 3732 nt
Organism: Suricata suricatta (meerkat)
Lineage: Eukaryota; Metazoa; Chordata; Mammalia; Carnivora; Herpestidae
Gene: SLC46A3
Product: solute carrier family 46 member 3
Exons: 5
Coding region: 586-1797 (403 amino acids)
Biological process (GO): vacuolar transmembrane transport
Cellular component (GO): lysosomal membrane
Molecular function (GO): transmembrane transporter activity
Source: RefSeq, a predicted model, not a curated record
CCCGCCCUCUCGGCGGACUGGGGUGCUCCGCGGCCCGGGGAUAGGUCUCUGCCGGGAGCCGGACGGGCAGCGGGCCCGCACACCCACCCUCCGACCCGCGGACAGGCUGCCGACCGCGCAGGGGGCAGCCGCCCGGGGCUCCGGCGCCUCCCGCACCUCCCUGGGGCCGAGUCCGCGGGGCCACCGAGGAGCCGAGCGGGGACAGUGCAGUGACCUGUCGCUGUCGUCACUCGGGACACCCGAGUGCGCUUUGUUGGUUUGCUUUAAAAUAAGAGCUUGAGUUUCCCCCGACAGGUGCCUUUGGUCGAAUUCAACGGAAAUUCCCCUCCGCGUCCCUGCGCGGCGGCCUGCGCAGACAGACCCGGCCCCCGACCUUGACCGCGGUCGGUGUCCCGGCGCGUCCCGGGCCGCCCCAGCCUCGGGAGCAUUUGCUGCUCGGCAGGCGCCCGGGGAGCGCAGGGCACGCCCCCUCCCCAACAAGAAGAAGACAACCCCCAGGGAUUCCGGCCCCGAACAUGAUCAGAUCUGCGCCUAGCCAGGCAGGAAGACUGUAACCUUGGGAAUUCAGCUACCUACCCAGGCAAAAUGAAGAUUUUCUUUGUAGAACCUGCCAUUUGCCUUAGUGCAUUUGCAAUGACCUUGACUGCUCCACUCACCACACAGUAUGUGUAUAGGAGAAUAUGGGAAGAAACGAGCAACUACAGUUUUGUAUCUGAUAGCAAUAUUUCUGAGUGUGGAAAAAAUAAAAGCAGCCCGAUUUUUGCAUUCCAGGAGGAGGUUCAGAAGAAAGUGUCUCUCUUUAAUCUGCAGAUGGACAUAAGUGGGUUAAUUCCUGGCCUGGUGUCCACGUUCCUACUUCUGUCUCACAGUGAUCACCAGGGACGGAAGUUCCCGCUGAUUUUGUCUUCCGUUGGUGCUCUUGCAACCAGCGUUUGGCUCUGUGUGCUCUCCUACUUCACUUUUCCAUUCCAGCUUUUGAUUGCGUCUGCCUUUAUUGGUGCGCUGUGUGGCAAUUAUACCACAUUUUUAGGGGCCUGUUUUGCCUACAUAGUUGACCAAUGUGUAGAACAGAAACAAAGAACAAUUCGAAUCGCUAUAAUUGACUUCAUACUUGGACUUGUCACUGGAUUAACAGGACUGUCUUCUGGCUAUUUUAUCAGAGAACUAGGUUUUGUGUGGUCCUUUUUCAUUAUUACUGUGGCUCUUGCUGUUAACUUGAUUUACGUUUUAUUUUUUCUUGGUGAUUCGCUGAAAGAGUCGUCAUCUCCGAACGUUUCCACAUCGUGUAGUGAAAGCUUUAAAAACCUAUUUUACCGAACUUACAUGCUUUUUAAAAAUGCUUCCAGUAGGCGGCGGUAUUUUCUGUGUUUGUUACUUUUUACAAUGAUCACUUAUUUUUUCGUGAUAAUUGGCGUUUCCCCCAUUUUUAUCCUUUAUGAAUUGGAUUCACCACUGUGCUGGAAUGAAGUCUUUAUAGGUUAUGGAUCAGCACUGGGUAGCAUCACCUUUUUCAGUAGUUUCCUAGGAAUAUGGCUUUUUUCUUACUGUAUGGAAGACAUCCACAUGGCCUUCAUUGGAAUCUUUACCACCAUGGCAGGGAUGGCCAUGACCGCUUUUGCCCGAACAACGUUAAUGAUGUUUUUAGUCAGGCUGCCAUUCCUUUUCACGAUUGUGCCGCUCUCUGUUCUACGGUCCAUGAUAUCAAAAGUGGUUCGUUCAACUGAACAAGCUGUGAAACUCACUAAAGCCACCAUGGGGCCACCUCUUGCCUUGUCACUACCUGCGCACUCCUUGUGAUUACCUGGAACACCAUAAAAACAGACUUGACUUUCGAAAUCUCCUGGAUUAAGAAAAGGUAGAGAAACUAAACCAUUGGCUGAUUAUCUAACCCCCUUUAUCUCCGGUACUAUGAAACAAGCUGAACUGCCCGGGAAGGUGAAGCAACAAGCGAGCCCUACUUUGUAACAGUAUGGCUGUUUGUGCCAGACAGAGGUGCCACCUGACCAACUUCUGGGCAAGAAUCGAGUUCCGCCAUUGCAUAAUAGGAUCGGAACUAUCCGGUCUGUCCUCCAUGGCACUGUGCCUGGCUGUAGCAAGGGAUCAGAAAUAUAAGACGAUAAUAGUGUAGACAGGUAGGAGAACAUCUUCCUAACUAAACUGACUUCAUGUUUUAUCAUAAAUCAUGGAGGCCACAGGUCUGUGUACUACUUGCUGAUUGAUAACUGGGAUCCUGGACGAAGCUUAUAUUCAUUCAUUUGACAAACACGGAUCAAACAUCUACCAUGUGCCAAGGACAGAUAGGCCCUGGGACACAGCAGUAGACAGAGCAGAUGUGCACUUGGCACAAACAGAGCUUUCGUUUUAGUCAAAAGAAGACACAUACGUGAAAACACAAUAUUUCUCAGAGAUAUGUUUGUUUUAUGAACUUGUGACUUGUUGUUCAGCGAAGAAUUAGAAGCAACAUAUGGGUAAAAAGUUUAAGUAGAUAAAAAUCCAUACACCACACAGUCUACAAGACCAAGACCUUAAAACGUAGACAGUGUAAGUCAUAAUCUAGUUAUGAAAGGUGACCCUCAUGCUUGCCUUUUCCUUCUUAUCAGUCUAGUCAAAUAUAAUUAUUUACAUGAUUUGCAUUGUUUGUAGGGAAAAUGCAUCACAAUUUAUCAUGGGAAAGUAAACAUGGCAGAGCAGGGAACAAGCGCAAUGGCUUACUGGUAGAGUCUGCCAAAACCACAUAGGAGCCUCUACUGGGGACAUCAGGAAGAGUGGAAAACCAGGCCAGAGUUUUUUAUCUGGUGAUGCAAAAUUUGACAAAGAGGAAGACAUGUACGUACAUCAAGAUGACCCGCCUGUCUUUUAGAGGUCUAACUGCUCAGUCAAUGUGGUCUUGGAUUGCAGGCAGAACUAAAAGUCGGUAGAACUUGUGACCCCUUUUCUCAGAUUAUGUAUGUGGACUGACCCCACAGCCACUUCACGCUGCUUGAACAACCCUGGUGUGCGGCAAGUGCGCUGGGCAGCGGCGGCAUCCCCACUCACUUAGUCUUGUGAGCCACCUCAAGGUGGAGGCUGUUUCAAGCAGGGAAAAGAAUCACAUAACAUCAAACCAUGGCAUAACUAGAGCAGAGAGAGUUACUUGAGGAGUCACAGAAAAGAACCUUGUGGCUCCUGAAUCUGUUGGCACUUUGGAGGGAGGGAUCUAAUGCACGCUGCCGAAAGUACAUGCCAUCAUCUGUCUGCAGCUGUCACCUUUGCCAGAUCCGAGAAGCAGACGAAAACGAUUGCUUUAACUCAAAAAGUCCCUGGUGUGGGACCUCUACUGGUGGGGGCCACCUGCACAUAGGAGGCGUGCCACAGAUGUCCCCAGCUGGGGACUGAGAGUGGGAAAUAUGCAUGAACAUCAGGGCUACGUCGUUGUGGCUAUACCUGUGGCAGCUCAGGGACAGGAGACUGGAUUUCAAAUGCGUCAGCUGCUGCUGCCUUUUACCAUUGCCCUACUGACAUCGGAAAUAUUGUGUUGUCACCUUCCCUAAUGUCAAGUCCAAGAAGAAAGCUCGUGACCCCAGUUUCUUCUUCACCUGCAAAAAUGGGAUAGUGACUUUUCGGGGAUUUUGAGGAAAUAGCUUUCAUUCAGCCAGCAGUGCCCCGUGUCUGCCAUUUUCAAUGAGUAGUUUUUCUCUCUUUGUUCUGUUUAUUGUUUUGUUACUCAGCCAUUUCUUGUUUUCCUUCCACACC